AUGGCAGCCCCAACAGCCCAGCUUGGUGUCGCCGACGCUACGAGGAACAACAGGGGCGCGGUUGAGGAUGCCAGGAAGACCCAGUCCUUUAUUGUGGCAGAGUGCGCAAGUGCUGGAACAGAGCCACCGCCGUAUGAGCUGAUGGCCCUCAUCGGCAAGGGAAGCUUCGGCCGCGUGUACAAGGCCCGCGGGCUGAAAUCACGGCAACUGGUUGCCGUCAAAAUUAUCAGCAUCGAGGAGGGUGACAGCAUCCGCCCCGGCGGCACGGAUACGUUCGGUGAUAUCUUAAAGGAGGUCAACACGUUAAAGCUCCUCAACGACGGAGGGGCGAAAAACGUCAACCGUGUUCUUGAUACCCAUCUUGUCGGCCAGUCUGUUUGGGUCAUUACCGAGUACUGUGCCGGCGGCAGUGUCGCCACGUUGAUGAGGCCAACUCGUGGUUUGGCAGAGAAGUGGAUUGUCCCCGUUUUGCGAGAAGUUGCCGAAGCCGUACAUUGGGUUCACAGCCAUGGCGUCAUUCACAGGGACAUCAAGUGUGCCAACGUCCUGAUUACCGACGCUGGCGGUGUUCAACUGUGCGACUUCGGCGUCGCCGGCAUCAUCGAGACCAAGUUCGACAAGAGAAGCACGGUUACCGGCACAUUGCAGUGGAUGGCCCCCGAACUAUUCGACUCCUCGAUAUCCUACGGUAUUGAGGUCGACAUUUGGGCCUUUGGAUCCAUGGCUUACGAAGCGGCCACUGGGCUACCGCCAAACGCGACUGGCCUGGUUGACAGGGUCAACUUUGGCUCGUAUCUCAAGGACAACUGCCCACGCCUCCAAGGAGAUCAAUAUUCGUCUAAUCUUCGAGACAUUAUUGCCUUCUGCAUGGUCCAAGAUCCUGCUCAACGACCCAGCAUCGAGCAGGUCCAGGCACAUCCUUAUAUUUCCAACACCGCCAGCAGAUAUCCCACUGCAUCACUGUCUCAGCUCGUCAAGGCCUACAGACUCUGGGAGACGCAAGGCGGGAUUAGGCAGUCCCUUUUCUCCGCAGGCGGUGCGCAGGGCCCUGCAAGCAUGUCGUCGCCUCCUCCUCUGAACGACGGGUGGAACUUUGAGACAUUGAACGAGGCUAGUCCCGAAUCUAACAACUCGGGCGCUCAGACUAUUCUGGACGUAUAUGGACCGGCCGUCGACCUGCCUUGGAAACCCCCAAAGCAACCCGGGCGACGUCGGCAACCAAACGUUAAGCCGCUCGUCGUCCCGCUCGAGCAGGUCUUCGAUCCCACUGUCGACACCAACUACAACGACAACGCUCGUGUUUUCUACGGCUAUCAUACCAAGCCGCCGACAAAUGAUUUACCGCUACGGGACGACCUGGAUGGCUCGAAUGUCAGAGAGUCGCUGAUAGAUCUUGACGUAUCACUCGACGGCAACCACUUGUCGCAGUUCGUUGACAUAGGGACCAUCAGAGCAGGUCCUCGGCCAGUCCCCGACGAACUAUACCAUCCCACUCGUCCACUGACUCAAGACUGGAAAUUUCCGCUCAUGGCUGCUGUACCUGGAAUCUCGGACGACAAUGAAGACUCCCAAGACGACGUCGUCUACGACUUCGAUGCGAACGAUGUAUUCGUGAGCCAGUCCAUUUCGGAUGCGAGGCCCAAUCGCGUUUCGGCGAUAAGCCUCAUUGACCUUGAUGCCAGCAUACCCGACGAGGCCGGGAUGCUUGCCCGCCCAUCCACCGCGAGUUCUGAUAACAUAUCAAUCGGUUCAGAUGCAGGCAAGACCCCGUUUGAGCUGGAAUAUCACGUCACCGAAGCAAGUUGGUCCUCGUCAAGCGUCGAAAAACCAUCUAUAUACGUAUCAGAUGACGGGCGCUUUGGGGAGCCCCACGUAUCCGAUGACGGCGACCUUGAGGACCAGACUGCUCGUUUGUUGGAUGACAUUUCUGUGGUGCAGACGCAGCCCAGCUUGGAUGAGCGUCUUCACUCCCUUCAAUACUUGAGCCCGGCAAUUCCAGCUCCGCCAUCAACGAGCGCGAUGCUAGGCACAAGUUCCCAUGAAGAGCUGAAGGGAGAACUACAGAGGUUGAUUAGGAGCCUGGGCGAGCACCUGCGGUUUACGUCGGACACACUGACGCAUCUUCCUGCCCAACGCGGCGUAAGAGCUGUGCCAGAGUCCAUGAAGUAG
Molecule: messenger RNA, 2169 nt
Organism: Metarhizium album ARSEF 1941
Lineage: Eukaryota; Fungi; Ascomycota; Sordariomycetes; Hypocreales; Clavicipitaceae
Product: serine/threonine protein kinase
Exons: 1
Coding region: 1-2169 (722 amino acids)
Biological process (GO): protein phosphorylation
Molecular function (GO): protein kinase activity; ATP binding
Source: RefSeq, a predicted model, not a curated record